CUGGAAUACUGAGCCCCAAAUCUGCCUCUUUGUAUUUUCUACUCAUCGCUCCUGGUUCCACCCUUUGGGGCCAAGCAGAACCUCCUCCCAGCAUCCACCUAUUUCCCUGGGCAGAGUUGGACCUAGCCAGUCCCAGCUCUUCUUCAUUCCACCCCACCUCCACACGCCCCUCCCUCUAUGAGCACGCCUGUGCCAAGGACUGUGGGGCCCAGCCUCCACCAGACACGUGCCAACCCAGCUCUAGGACAAAGUAGAGGAGCCUGGCAACUUUGUCAGAUGGAGCAUUAAAGGUUUCAGCUGCCUCUUGGCUCUUGGGAAGAUGGGGCCCUCCUGCCAGGCAGUGGGCAUCAACAUCUGGAUCCUCCUGGUAUUUACAACCUCUGCUCUCGGGGGCAGUGACAGAGGCCGGAAGAAGAUUGUCCAUGUGCUAGAGGAUGAGUCAGGGGCCGUGGUGGUCCAGACAGCACCAGGAAAGGUGGUGACACACCGAGGUGGAACCAUUGUCCUGCCCUGCCGAUAUCACUACGACAUCUCAGCUCAUGAUGAGGAUGAAAUCCGCCUCAAGUGGACCAAAGUGACUGACCCAUUGGCUUUCCGUGAUGUUUUUGUGGCUAUGGGCAAGGAGAGGCGGGCCUUUGGCAGCUACCGGGGUCGGACAUCCCUGCAGGAAGAUGGCCCUGGCGAUGCUUCCUUGAUUAUCCGAAAUGUCACGCUACAGGACUAUGGCCGUUAUGAAUGUGAGGUCACCAAUGAGCUCGAGGAUGAUGCUGGCAUGGUCAGCUUGGACUUAGAAGGUGUGAUCUUUCCCUACCAUCCUCGCCUGGGCCGCUACACGCUGACUUAUCCUGAGGCACAGCGGGCGUGCGCCGAGCAGGACGGCAUCCUGGCGUCCUACGAGCAGCUGCACGCUGCGUGGCGCGAGGGUCUGGACUGGUGCAACGCGGGCUGGCUGCAGGACGGCUCGGUGCAGUACCCUGUGGGCCAGCCGCGUGAAGAAUGCGGCCGCCGCGAGGCUCCCGUGGGCGUGCGAAACUACGGCUACCGCCACAAGGAAGACGAGCGCUACGACGCCUUCUGUUUCACGUCCAAUCUGCAGGGUCAGGUAUUCUUCCUGAAGCCCUACCGCAAGGUGAGCUUUCCGGAGGCGGUGCGGGCGUGUGCGGGCAGCGGCGCCGCGGUGGCCAAGGUGGGCCAGCUGUAUGCCGCGUGGAAGCUGCAGCUGUUGGAUCGCUGCGAGGCCGGCUGGCUGGGCGACGGCAGCGUGCGCUACCCCAUCGUCAACCCGCGGGCUCGCUGCGGAGGCCAGAGGCCGGGCGUGCGCAACCUCGGUUUCCCCGACAAGAAGCACCGCCUCUUCGGCGUCUACUGCUACCGCGCGCCAGGCUCCCCGGACCCAGGAGCAGCGCGCUGGGGCUGGGGCUGGAGGGACCCAAGCGCCUGGCGGCCCCUGCACGUCUAGCUGGGGGCCGCUCGAGGGAGGGGCUCCCCCAGCGGUUACCAAGGGGUUUGGCAUUUGCCACACCCCUGGGGAGGUACUUCUAAGUGUCGCUAUGGGGACCAGCAGCCGUUUCUUCCUCUUGAGAGAAGGGGUUUUCUAAGAUGUUGCCAUGGGGACCAGCAUCUCAUUGCCCCCCCCCUCCACCCCGGCCGGAGGGAUUUCUGAGUGUCACCAUGGAGAUCCACAUCCACUCCAAUCUCCCCAACAAGGGCAUUUUUUUAGGUGUUGCCGUGGGGACCAGCAUCUGUCCCGCCCCCAGGGAAGGAACUUCGGCCUCCGCCCCUCUUCCCCUGGGGGUGGGGGUAGUGAUGCCUCAAGACUUCGACCAGAAGACCAAUCUGCCCCGCCCCUUUGUGGAAGCAUCCUAGACAUUCCCGAGAGCCCUGUCCCAGGGAGAGGAAGGGGUCCUCUAGCAGUAGUUAUGGUGAUCAGGGCUGAUGGUACUUAGAGCUGUUACUAUGGUGACUGACCUUUGCCCCACCCCCCUGAAGGAAUACUUCUGCUGUAGCCAUAGUGACUGGCUCCUCCCUCCACUUUUUGCCAGAGUUACUGACCUCUUCCUAGCUUCCCAGUCAUCCCUGUGAGGACUGAUACCCCAGCCUCCAGGUAGCAUUCACUCCGCCCGACUCCGCAGGCGGCCUCGGGACGUUUACAAUCGGGAAGUGGAACACCUGGGUCCUUAGGACCCAAGAGCUGCUUCCCUCUCCUUUUCUCCUUUCCCCCUGAACUUCCUAUGGGGACAGGACGUCGGCAAGGCCACAGGAGCAUGGAUUUGGAGCAAAGGACGCAGCUCUGCCACUUACUACCUGUGUGACCUUGGGCAAGUCACAUAACUUCUCUGGGUAACCUCUCAGUUUCUUCAUCCAUAAAAUGAGGGGUUUGCACUAGAUGACCUCUAAGGUCCCUUCCAGUUCCAAAUGUGUGAUCCUGUGACUGGGAAGCAAGAGACUUGCAUGCACCAGUCCCUUGUCCCCACUGCCCAGGGGUCAGCCUGGGGAGGAGAAGCUCUUUCCCUUCCCGGACCUAAGCCUCAUCCUGCUUGUCUUGUCCUCUUGCCCCAAAUAAAAGUGCAGGUCCAACCCA
This is a messenger RNA of Phascolarctos cinereus (koala), 2581 nucleotides long. RefSeq names its product hyaluronan and proteoglycan link protein 4 (gene HAPLN4). Lineage: Eukaryota; Metazoa; Chordata; Mammalia; Diprotodontia; Phascolarctidae. Gene Ontology annotation, molecular function: hyaluronic acid binding. Gene Ontology annotation, cellular component: perineuronal net; synapse. Gene Ontology annotation, biological process: skeletal system development; positive regulation of neuroblast proliferation; central nervous system development. The record is from RefSeq and is a predicted model, not a curated record.